AGCGUUUAUUGCUAAAAGCUCCAGCAGCGUGAAAUGGACUUGUCCUAAUCAGGAACGAACCAACGGCGUCUGCUAUGAUUACGUUAUUGCGCAUGUUCAGUUCUCUCCUCCCUUCUUGCAAUCGCUUUAUUUCACAUUAUAAUUACCAACACUAGGUACUUUCGGUAUAACAAUCGGUCGUUAGGCUUCCUGUGGAACGAAAGGAAAAAACAAUACGAAUCAUUAAGAGUCUGUUAUAUAACAGUGACCUGGAAAGUAUCAGCUGAAUAAUAUCAGGAUGGCGUUAGUACAGGUAGAAAAGUUGGUGAAGUUAUAUACAUCAUUAGCUACCGCUCCAUCUUUAACUUGUGUACGAAUUCUGAAUCCAUUAAAUAAUAAUGUGGUGGUACAAAGCAAAUGGACGCAGAGAAAUCUGGAUAUAAAGACCAAUCAACGUUUUCUGAUCAAUCAUAUCUUUAAGCCUGGCAGUAUCGAGGACUCCAGUGAUCUUCCAAUCGAUAUUACCACAGAGCUCAUGUCUACUCUGACAAAUGAUGAAAAAUUCAGGGCUGUUCUGAGACAAGUCACAGUUGAAAAUACUAAGAAAGAAUUUAUAGAAAUCUGGGAUAAGCAUCAUUUGGUGAAAAAUUAUGAUCUUUCUGCUUUGGAUGUUCAUGGCAAUGUUUAUACGGAUAGUGAAUUUAGUUCUUUCAAGUGGUCUCCGGAUAAUACUAAACUUCUCUACAUAGCAGAAAAGAAGCUUCCCAAGACAGAACCAUUUUAUAAGCAAAAACCUCAAGAUAAGAAAGAUAAGAAAGAUAAUGAGAUGGUAAUAGCUGGUAACGAAUAUAUCUAUAAGCCUCAUUGGGGAGAACAAUUGGUAGAUAAACACCGACCUGUCGUUGUGGUCCUUGACACAACAAUGGAAACCAUUACAACAUUGUCUGAAAUACCAGAUGACCUUUCCCCUGGUCAAGUAAUCUGGACGAAAGAACAGGAUAUAAUUGGUGUGGCUUGGAAGCACGAGCCACGUUAUUUAGGUCUUGUCUCGUGCACCAACAGAGCUUCGUGGAUAUUCUUAUUAAAGGACGGGAAAUAUCAAAAAUUAUCCGAUGAUGGAUGUGCCGUGCAUAGUCCGAGACUUAAUCCAAGUGGAGAUACUCUCGUUUGGAUCGAGAGAAAUAUUAGUAAUUUGCAUCACAACACACAAAGACUUAUGAUGCGUGAUUUAAAAUCCGUGGAAACGAAGAAUAACGUAAUUGUGGAUAUUGUGCAAACGAGCGAAACGAUUAAGAAAAACAAACAAUUUUAUGGAAUAUAUGGUCGCUUGCCUGAUCGUUGUUGGAGUGAUGACGAGCAUUUAUUUUUCAGUACACCUCAGAAGAACAAUAUCUUCUCUUACAUUGUAAACAUAAAAACAAAAGAUAUCGUUGAGGUACAAAAUGAGAACAGUAGUCUCAGUGUACUAGACGUAAAAGGAAACGUGGUUGCAUUUUUAAGUACAUCUCUAACGCAACCUUCGUGCCUCAUGGUAGGUUGUUUUCAAAAUACCGAGUUGGAAACUGGCGAUAUUUCGAAAUUAGCCAUUACAACACCGCUAAAUUUUGGUCUUGAUAAAUUUAUGUAUGAGGCUAAUGAAUAUACUUACGACAAUGACGACGAGAUAAAGCAAUUCAACUUUAUUUACUUCGGCCCCAAAAGCGGAAAAACCAAGUCGACACCUUUUAUAAUCGUACCACACGGAGGUCCUCAUAGCAAUUAUGCAAACACGUUUUCUUUGGACUUCUCUUUCUUGGCAUUAUCAGGUUUCGCGCUGGUGCUGGUUAACUACCGCGGUUCCACGGGGAUGGGAGCGACGACCGUGGAGUUUCUUCAAGGGAAAGUGGGAGACGCAGAUGUGAGAGACUGUAUAACUGCCGCAGAGGAAUCAUUGAAGAAGUAUCCCUGGCUCGAUCCGAAACGCAUAGGCCUUUGCGGCGGAUCGCACGGUGGAUUCUUGGUGGCGCAUUUGAGCGGACAAUUCCCGGACAUGUUUAAAGCGGCGGUCGCGAGAAACCCAGUGAUCGACAUCUCCCUUAUGUUCCACACGUCGGAUAUCCCAGAUUGUCGCAAUGCUCUGACUAAGGAAGAGAAAAUAACAUAUCUUCACGAUGUGUGCGCCGCAGCAAUAAAUGCUUCUUCCUGCAACCUUUUGGAAGCCGGCAGCCAACCCGACCUCGUCAAGUUGUUCGUGAAAAUGCUGGAACGCUCGCCCAUCAUUCACGUCGACAAAGUCAAGAUACCGACCUUGAUUUCCAUUGGAACGAACGAUCUGAGAGUACCGUAUUUCAGUGGGAAAACGUGGUAUCACCGUCUUAAAACCAACAACGUGAAAACUAAAAUGCACGUAUACGAGGACAAUCAUCAGUUACUGAACGGACCAAGCGAAAUCGAUCAUAUUAUCAACGAUUGUAUGUGGUUACUCGAACAUCUGAAGAAAGAUGAUGAUGCAGAACCCGAAAACGAGGAAUAAAUGAAGCUUGAAAUUUCGUUCCUUUUUGCGUUUGAUCUCAGAUAUAUAUAUAUGUAUGUAUGUAUCCGAGAUCAAACGUAAAAAAGAGCGAAAUUUCAAGUUUCAUUUAUAUUUAGGCUUCAUAUAUAUUA
This is a messenger RNA of Dinoponera quadriceps, 2622 nucleotides long. RefSeq names its product acylamino-acid-releasing enzyme-like. Gene Ontology annotation, molecular function: serine-type endopeptidase activity. The record is from RefSeq and is a predicted model, not a curated record. The coding region runs from base 278 to 2491 and encodes 737 amino acids. Gene Ontology annotation, biological process: proteolysis. The transcript has 15 exons. Lineage: Eukaryota; Metazoa; Arthropoda; Insecta; Hymenoptera; Formicidae.